GGGGAUCCUGGGCUGUUGGGGUACGGUCGUGUUUUCAAAUUCCACCGCCUCCACUGACCAGCCCUGGGACCUUGGGCCCAAGUGUCCCGAUUUGUUAAUGGGAAUAAUAAUACGUACUUCACAGGGUUGUUUUGAGGAUAGGACCGGAUGAUGUGCAUGACCGAUCAGCCAGAGCUCGCGUAUCGUCUAAUUUGAAAGUCUUCCAUGAAAACUUCACUUUAAAAAAAUAAGUAAUGCCAUCAUCUGUUAUCCUAAAAGACUGAAAUGGGGGCUGUCAAUUUGAGGGCCUCAUGGUUAUGAAUGUGCUUCAAUUUCAUAAUGCCUCCUGCUAUGGCAGACAUCCUUGACAUCUGGGCAGUGGAUUCACAGUUAGCAUCUGAUGGCUCCAUACCUGUGGAUUUCCUUUUGCCCACUGGGAUUUAUAUUCAGUUGGAGGUUCCUCGGGAAGCUACCAUUUCCUAUAUUAAACAGAUGUUAUGGAAGCAAGUUCACAAUUACCCAAUGUUUAACCUCCUUAUGGAAAUUGACUCCUAUAUGUUUGCAUGUGUGAAUCAAACUGCUGUAUAUGAGGAGCUUGAAGAUGAAACAAGAAGGCUCUGUGAUGUCAGACCUUUUCUUCCAGUUCUCAAAUUAGUGACAAGAAGUUGUGACCCAGGGGAAAAAUUAGACUCAAAAAUUGGAGUCCUUAUAGGAAAAGGUCUACAUGAAUUUGAUGCACUGAAGGAUCCUGAAGUGAAUGAAUUCCGAAUAAAAAUGCGCAAAUUCAGUGAAGAAAAGAUUCAGUCACUUGUGGGAUUGUCUUGGAUGGAUUGGCUAAAACAGACGUAUCCACCAGAACAUGAACCAUCCAUCCUUGAAAACUUAGAAGAUAAACUUUAUGGAGGAAAGCUCAUUGUGGCUGUUCAUUUUGAAAAUUGUCAGGAUGUGUUUAGCUUUCAAAUAUCUCCUAAUAUGAAUCCUAUCAAAAUAAAUGAACUGGCAAUCCAAAAACGUUUGACUAUUCAUGGGAAAGAAGAUGAAGUUAGCCCGUAUGACUAUGUGUUACAAGUCAGUGGACGAGUAGAAUAUGUGUUUGGUGAUCACCCACUAAUUCAGUUCCAGUAUAUCCGGAACUGUGUAAUGAAUAGGACCUUGCCUCAUUUUAUGCUUGUGGAAUGUUGCAAGAUCAAGAAGAUGUAUGAACAGGAAAUGAUUGCCAUAGAAGCUGCCAUAAAUAGAAAUUCAUCAAACCUUCCUCUUCCUUUACCACCAAAGAAAAUGCGAAUUAUUUCUCAUGUUUGGGAAAAUAACAACCCUUUCCAAAUUGUCUUGGUUAAGGGAAAUAAACUUAACACAGAAGAAAGUGUAAAAGUUCAUGUCAGGGCUGGCCUUUUUCAUGGUACCGAACUCCUGUGUAAAACCAUCGUAAGCUCAGAGAUAUCAGGGAAAAAUGAUCACAUUUGGAAUGAACCACUGGAAUUUGAUAUAAAUAUUUGUGACCUGCCACGAAUGGCUCGAUUAUGUUUUGCUAUUUAUGCAGUUUUGGAUAAAGUGAAAACGAAAAAAUCGACUAAAACUAUUAAUCCCUCUAAAUAUCAGACCAUCCGGAAAUCUGGGAAAGUGCAUUAUCCUGUAGCAUGGGUAAAUACAAUGGUUUUUGACUUUAAAGGACAGUUGAGAUCUGGAGACAUAAUAUUGCACAGCUGGUCUUCAUUUCCUGAUGAACUUGAAGAAAUGUUGAAUCCAAUGGGAACUGUUCAGACAAAUCCAUAUACGGAAAAUGCAACAGCUUUGCAUAUCAAAUUCCCAGAGAAUAAAAAACAACCUUAUUAUUAUCCUCCCUUUGAUAAGAUAAUCGAGAAGGCAGCUGAGAUUGCAAGCAGUGACAGUGCUAAUGUAUCAAGUCGAGGUGGAAAAAAGUUUCUUGCUGUACUGAAAGAAAUCUUGGACAGGGAUCCCUUGUCUCAACUGUGUGAGAACGAAAUGGAUCUUAUUUGGACUUUGCGACAAGAUUGCAGAGAGAAUUUCCCACAGUCGCUGCCAAAAUUACUGCUGUCGAUCAAGUGGAAUAAACUUGAAGAUGUUGCUCAGCUUCAAGCCCUACUUCAGAUUUGGCCUAAACUGCCCCCCCGGGAGGCCUUGGAGCUUCUAGAUUUCAACUAUCCAGAUCAGUACGUGCGAGAAUAUGCUGUGGGCUGCCUGCGACAGAUGAGUGAUGAAGAACUCUCUCAAUAUCUUUUACAACUGGUGCAAGUUUUGAAAUACGAGCCUUUUCUUGAUUGUGCCCUCUCUAGAUUCCUAUUAGAAAGAGCACUUGCUAACCGCAGGAUAGGGCAGUUUCUAUUUUGGCACCUUAGGUCAGAAGUGCAUAUUCCUGCUGUCUCAGUACAGUUUGGUGUCAUCCUUGAAGCAUACUGCCGGGGAAGUGUAGGGCAUAUGAAAGUGCUUUCUAAACAGGUUGAAGCACUCAAUAAGUUAAAAACUUUAAAUAGUUUAAUCAAACUGAAUGCAAUGAAGCUAAACAGAGCCAAAGGGAAGGAGGCCAUGCAUACUUGUUUAAAACAGAAUGCUUACCGGGAAGCCCUCUCUGACCUUCAGUCACCUCUGAAUCCGUGUGUCAUCCUCUCAGAACUCUAUGUUGAAAAAUGUAAAUACAUGGAUUCCAAAAUGAAGCCUUUGUGGCUCGUGUACAACAACAAAGUUUUUGGUGAGGAUUCAGUUGGAGUGAUUUUUAAAAAUGGUGAUGAUUUACGACAAGAUAUGUUGACACUCCAGAUGUUGCGCUUGAUGGAUUUACUUUGGAAAGAAGCUGGUCUGGAUCUUCGGAUGCUGCCUUAUGGCUGUUUAGCAACAGGAGACCGCUCUGGCCUCAUCGAAGUUGUGAGCACCUCUGAAACAAUUGCUGACAUUCAGCUGAACAGUAGCAAUGUGGCUGCAGCAGCGGCCUUCAACAAAGACGCCCUUCUGAACUGGCUUAAAGAAUACAACUCUGGGGAUGACCUAGACCGAGCCAUUGAAGAGUUUACCUUGUCCUGUGCCGGCUACUGUGUAGCUUCUUAUGUCCUUGGGAUUGGUGAUAGACAUAGUGACAACAUCAUGGUCAAGAAAACCGGCCAGCUCUUCCACAUUGACUUUGGACAUAUUCUUGGAAAUUUCAAGUCUAAAUUUGGCAUUAAAAGGGAACGAGUGCCUUUUAUUCUUACCUAUGAUUUCAUUCAUGUGAUUCAACAAGGAAAAACAGGAAACACAGAAAAAUUUGGCCGUUUCCGCCAGUGUUGUGAGGAUGCAUAUCUGAUUUUACGACGUCACGGGAAUCUCUUCAUCACUCUUUUUGCACUGAUGUUGACUGCAGGGCUUCCUGAGCUCACAUCAGUCAAGGAUAUACAGUAUCUUAAGGACUCUCUUGCCUUAGGAAAGAGUGAAGAAGAAGCGCUUAAGCAAUUUAAGCAAAAAUUUGAUGAGGCACUCAGGGAAAGCUGGACUACUAAAGUGAACUGGAUGGCCCACACAGUUCGGAAAGACUACAGAUCUUAAUGAUCAGCCUUUGCUCCUAAUGUAUUUGUUGGUUUUGUUUAGUUUUCAUUUUGCACUUGCACUAAAUUGAACAUGACCCUGCCGGAGAUGUUUUAAAGGGAAUGAAAUCCUAGAACUCAUUUAAAUUAAGAACAAGACAUCCCACAGAACCUAAUCUGCACAGUUCCUGAUGACCACCCUCUGCUUCAUUGAAUGCUUCCAAGAUUCAUCAUGAAAACUCUCAACAUUAUGGAUAAUCAUUUCCUGCUGACUUUGCACGCCGAGGAAUGCUACUAGAGAUUGUUUUCUGUCGUCGUUGUCGUCGUCGUCUUCUUCUUCUUCUUCUUCUUCUUCUUUUUUUUUAAGUAUUUGGUACUUUUCCAGAAAGGUGUAAAUACUUCUUUUUGUAUUGUGACCAAGUGUUAUCACUCAGCCGACUUAUCCACUCCUGGGCACUGGUAGUUGUUCUUAUUUUCUAAAUGAAGCUUAAAAGAAAGGUAUCUUUCUUCCCCUUUUAAAUUGUGUAAACUACAAAUUAUAACAUAAUUUGAAAUUAUGUUUUUUUUUUUUUUCAAAAGAAAUCUCUAAAUCUAUGGAAACAUUAAUUCUUUUGUUGAUAUUUAUCUACCAGGACAGCAUCAUUUCUAGCAGGCUUGCUGAAGACCUGCUGGUGAGGCAAAUAUAAUAUAUAUGUUGCAUAUAUAUUUAUAAAAUUUCUAGUGGGAGUUCUAUAUAAAAAGACAUUUCUUUGUUUUUUUUUUCAGUCUGUGUUUUAAAGUUUUACAAUAAGAAGAGCUUUUUCCUAAGUUACUUUUUUUAGUUAACUAUGUGAUCCAGUUCUUCCAGUUGCUUCUGUAAUGAGGCACAUAGUACUUUCAGUUUUUACAUGGUUUCUAUGAAAGAGUUCAUUUCAUAGAGCAUAAUACUUGAGCAAAUGCAUCCAAGACAGAAAGCAAAUGAAAAGGAAACUAUUUAUGGAAUCAUCUCCACACCUAAAAUUCAGUAUUUUAGUAAAAUGCCAGCUGUUCUUACUGUAUUUAUUAAAACUUGUAAUAAUGUGAUUUUUUUCAAGGAUAUUAGCUCAAAUUGAAAUGGUUUCAUGCCACAUGGAAUUCUUUAAUUUAUUUGUUGAGGUACCAUAUCUUUAGGGUGCUAGAUGGCAAAUAAUGUUAAUAUGUGCAAUAAGAACUACUGGUUUGAAUGUGUAAAUGGAUGCUCUUUCUGAGUACUGGCAAUAUCCAUCAAAACUACUGCUUUUUCUCCAAAGACUUUUGGGAGCUCUCAAUCCUCAGUGACAUGAGAAAGAGAACUGAUUAUUUGCCCUGUGACUGAGUUUUCUAUAGGAAUUUUAUUAAAGAUUGUUUAAUUUUGUUGUCCUCCUUCAUGUUCUCAGUCAAAUAAAUGGGUGAGCUGGUUUCAGCUGCUCUUGGGA
Molecule: messenger RNA, 4924 nt
Organism: Acinonyx jubatus (cheetah)
Lineage: Eukaryota; Metazoa; Chordata; Mammalia; Carnivora; Felidae
Gene: PIK3CB
Product: phosphatidylinositol-4,5-bisphosphate 3-kinase catalytic subunit beta
Exons: 24
Coding region: 301-3513 (1070 amino acids)
Biological process (GO): phosphatidylinositol 3-kinase/protein kinase B signal transduction; phosphatidylinositol-mediated signaling; cell migration
Cellular component (GO): phosphatidylinositol 3-kinase complex; plasma membrane; cytoplasm
Molecular function (GO): 1-phosphatidylinositol-4-phosphate 3-kinase activity; 1-phosphatidylinositol-3-kinase activity
Source: RefSeq, a predicted model, not a curated record